GAGCGCCUCACCACCAUCAGCGCCCGCGGCGGCGCUCCGCGUGACGUCGCUCCGGGGGGAGGCGCCGAUUGGCUGGCACGGCCUGGCGCCAAUACGUGUCUGCCCGCGAUUGGCCCAUGGCGGCGCCGCGGCGGCAGCGCGCGCGGCGGUACCGUUUCGAGGAGGGUCCGGCGGCGCUGGCCGUGCGCGUGCCCGAGGUGCUGGACUCGCAGUACGGCAUGUACGUGUGGCCCUCCGCCGUGGUCCUGGCCCAAUACCUGUGGACGCACAGGCGGAGCCUGCCCGGGAAGCGAGUGCUGGAGAUCGGUGCCGGUGUGAGUCUCCCCGGCGUGGUGGCCGCCAGGUGUGGUGCCCAGGUGAUCCUGUCAGACAGCGAGGAGCUGCCCCAGUGCCUGCAGAGCUGCCGCAGCAGCUGCCUCAUGAAUCGCCUGCCGCACGUGCCCGUCCUCGGCCUCACCUGGGGCCGGGUGUCGCCAGAACUGCUCUCUCUUGCGCCCAUAGACAUUAUUUUAGGCUCAGAUGUCUUUUUUGACCCCAAAGACUUUGAAGAUAUUUUAACUACAAUUUACUUCUUGUUGGAGAAGAACCCACAUGCUCAAUUCUGGACAACAUACCAAGUCCGAAGUGCUGACUGGUCUAUCGAGGCUCUGCUCCACAAAUGGAACCUGAAGAGCAUCCACGUUCCCCUGCACUCCUUUGGUGCAGACAAAGAGCACUUGGCCAGCUCCUCUAUGCCAGGAAGACACACAAUUGAAAUGAUGAUCAUCUCACUAGCACAGUCAGAGGGCACUUCACUUUAUUCCACUUUAGAUUGCAGUACAAGGUGAUACUCAGCUGUUCACUGUAGCACAGAGCUGCAGAGAACAGUCCUAGUUACAGCAAACCUCAUGGAUAUUUUGGGGAAGCAGCAAUUCCUAAAACAUGCAUUGUAAAAAUAAAGCUGUUUGGUUUUCCA
Molecule: messenger RNA, 955 nt
Organism: Haemorhous mexicanus (house finch)
Lineage: Eukaryota; Metazoa; Chordata; Aves; Passeriformes; Fringillidae
Gene: METTL23
Product: methyltransferase 23, arginine
Exons: 5
Coding region: 117-827 (236 amino acids)
Cellular component (GO): nucleus; cytoplasm
Source: RefSeq, a predicted model, not a curated record